AAUCCGACCCGAAUAACUCAAUUGAAGAGAAAAAUGAAAACACAAAGCAGAGUCUCCUAAAAACUAUCCAAGGUUGGGCGAGAAGGGAAGAUGAGUUCACCAGUGCCUCGAAGAGAGAGUCCAUGGGGUAUGCCUGAAGGUGAUACCAGGCAACCUAAGGCCCACAGAUGUAACGACCGCGUUGAGGAUGUUGUUCAGGCGUGUUUUGAAGGCAAUCCAUUUAAAACGAUACCGGGGCCUUUCAAGCUAUUCUGGCGGUGUAUGCGUUCUAAGCCUGGGGAAGAGCCUACUGAGCCAUUCUACUACUUGCAGUUGGAUCCCCCCAAGAGAGAAGUGCACCUUGAGUAGAGCUUUGCUUUUGUUUUUUCCUAAACCUGUAAUAAGGUUGUUUAUGAAUCCUGUCGCUAUGGCUUGUAUUACUUGGCGAGUUCAAGUCGAAUAUUUCCCCAAUGAAGAAUGAAAGUUUAUGUUCUAUUA
Molecule: messenger RNA, 477 nt
Organism: Lycium barbarum (goji berry)
Lineage: Eukaryota; Viridiplantae; Streptophyta; Magnoliopsida; Solanales; Solanaceae
Exons: 3
Coding region: 91-348 (85 amino acids)
Source: RefSeq, a predicted model, not a curated record